GACCAGGUGAGUGGAGAGAGAACAGCCCACCAAACCUGCUAAACACACUCAGUUUGAUCUCAGUCACUUAGCUAAGCAACCCACUCACACCGUGCCAAAGAAAUGACACAAACACUGUGACCAUUUCACUUUCAAACAGUUUCUCGAUCGCACAAGUGACGGCUCGCAGUGACCUAACCUAGUGAUUUUUCCGUUGUGGUGAUCCCAAAAAAUGCACACGAUGCUAGUGAAAGUGCUACUGUUUUUCGCGUUCUUGGCGAUAUCUUCGGCGAAAGUGAGCCCCAAAGUGAAGUGCACCCCCGAAACCAUGAGGAUAGAGAUUCCCAUUUCCCCAUCCACCAAGAACGUUUACCUGGAAAGCUUGCGCGACUACCCCGACCCAGCGUGCAGGCCCCACACGGCGGGUCCCUCGGGAACUCUGGCUGUCUUGGAACUCGACCUCAGGGAUGUUUAUCGAUGCGCUGUCACCAGAGUCGUCAACAAACAGACGGGCAAGCAGAUUUAUUACCAAACAUUAGUAAUAGAAAACGAAGAAAAUGUGGAGGGAUUGCCCACACCCAAGUUAAUUCGGGAAACUCUGCACGUUAAGUGUUCGAUGCUAUCCUUAAGGAACCACACCAUCAGCAAGAGGGACGUGCUGCCAGCGGGAUUCCAGGAGGCCGAAGAUGCGGAUCUCCAGUUUAUGAAUAUCUCAGAAUAUCGUGCUCCAGAACCCAUUCUGGGAGUCGGAGUAAGACAAGCCGGGAAAUUGGUUACCGGAGAAUUGAACGUAUCGCCCGGAACUCCGCUCCAGAUGGAGAUUUUCCUCGACAAAGCGUCAGCUCCCAUUUAUGGGCUCUUGGUGACACAUAUGCAAGUCACCGAUACGAAUUCGCAAGAAGAGACGAUCAUCUAUAAUGGGUGUUCGGUCGAUCCCUAUUUAUUCGAAAACUUCAACACGGUGGACGGAGAUUUCCUGGCCGCCAAAUUCCGGGCCUUCAAGUUCCCGGAGUCGACGUACGUCCAGUUCAAAGGGACGGUGAACGUGUGUCUGGACAAGUGCAAAGGGGUGGAAUGUAGUGACGGACAAAUCGGAUACGGCAGAAGACGUCGAGCCAUCGCUUCCAACCCCAACAGCCCCAACGGCUUAUUCGAAAUAACCAUCACAUCUUUCAUAAAAGUGGGUUAUGAAGACGGCGCCGGAAACUUGGAAGAAAUCGUCGAGAACCAGACGAGGAUAUACAACAACAAGAAGCUGAUCGUGGGCAAUCAAAUGACAGACCGGAGGGUGUACAAGACCGUGGACGACAACAACCUAAAAAGCCUAGAAAGCAAGGAGGAGCGCUCCUACACUUCCAUCGUCGCCGAGAGCUCGUCUUCGGGCCGCAAUUUCGACCUAACCAUAAUUUCGCUUUUAGCUUUAUUCAGAUUGUUCUUGUAAAUAAGACGCGAAGUGCAGAGACGGAUUAUUGGAAUUUGCGAGUAUGUAAAUAUGUCUGUGAUAAAAUAUUCAUCUUAGAUCAUCAUCUGCACAGUGAACUGUUUGCGAAAGCGGCGCUUGAUUAAAGAGGGCGCUGGGAAGUGAUGACGUCGAGAUUAUUUUUGUAUUUCUGGCCUUGGAGUGGAAGAGUGGAACUUAGUCACCAUAUAUUUAACAUAAUUGGACGAAAAUGCUUUUGGAAUCUCGACGAUACUUCUCGACGUUAUCUCUUUCUUCUUACUGUAAAUUGCAAUACUAAUGUAAUUUAAUUACUGCCAGCUUAAUUAAAUUAACACGACGGCCAUUAAUUUUAGUAAUAAAUGUCUUCAGAAUCGGAAUGAACGAUUAAAAAUAAAAGCGGCGAAUUUUGCAUGUAAUUAGUUCUGCAGAGAGGAAUUUAUUACGUGCAAAUCCUGCGACAUUUUAACGAGCCAGCUUCUAAAGAUAUUGACUCUUAAUUGUAAUAAUACUUAAUUUUAAAUUAAUAUUAAUUAUUUAACUAGUCUGUAUUUUGAAUAAAUUCCGUAAUUUUACU
Molecule: messenger RNA, 1994 nt
Organism: Zophobas morio
Lineage: Eukaryota; Metazoa; Arthropoda; Insecta; Coleoptera; Tenebrionidae
Gene: qsm
Exons: 6
Coding region: 212-1420 (402 amino acids)
Source: RefSeq, a predicted model, not a curated record